UCAUAUUAAAAGGGAAACGAUCAUACUUAGUUGUGUUUGUUUGUAAACAAAAAGUAGUGCGAGAAGUUUCUGCUGAUAAGAAUGAUAGCAAAAUGCGAAAAGGAAAUAGAAAUAAAUAGAAUGUGUAAAUUAGUUUGGCGUAAAGUGAAUUAAUAAAUACUAAAAAGCAAGAAUUAUUAAUGUGAUACUUUGCGCAUUCACAAACCACACACUUUCUAGCACUAAAAACUAGUUGUCCAGCAAUUUCUUAAUUAAAAAGAUGUUAAACCGUUUUACGUCUAGGUCUAAGGGCAUACGAAGCAGUUCCUUGAGAUUCUGUAGCCAAAAAAUACUAAGAUCGGUGCGUCAAGGUGUUGUUGCUGGACGAGAGGAGCACUUAUCCAGUGGGAUCAAAUACUAUUGCUUUCAAGGAGUACCCUAUGCAGUUCCACCAAUUGGGGAAUUACGAUUCAAGUCACCAGAACCAUUAGAACGCUUCGAUCAACCACUGCUGGAUUGUACACACUUAAGAGGCCCUUGUCACCAAAGGGAAGCAACAACAAGCAAAACUGUGGGGUCAGAGGAUUGUCUUCACCUCAAUAUAUAUGUUCCAGCUAAAUGUGCCGCUGAGCCAAUGCCAGUUAUGGUCUGGAUACAUGGCGGUGGAUUCAUUGCAGACACUGGUAAUAAGUACCUGCCUCUUAGUCUUUUGCACGAGGGCGUCAUUGUCGUUACAUUAAAUUAUCGCUUAGGUGCCUGGGGUUUUUUGUGUCUGCCUGAGGCGGAAAUUUGGGGAAAUGUUGGUUUAAAAGAUCAGCGCCUUGCUUUACAAUGGAUAAAUGAGAAUAUCAAAAGCUUCAAUGGUGACCCCAAUAAUGUAACACUUUUCGGGGAAAGUGCUGGUGCUACAAGCAUUCACAUGCACACAUUUGCAUCGCAUGCAGGCAAAUUGUUCCAUAAAGUAAUCAUGCAAAGUGGCACCGCCAACAUGGAGUGGGUAUUUCAACGUCAGCCAAGCGUAAAAGUACGUCGCUUAUGUGAAUUGCUCGGUUGUUCAUCAACGGAUCCAAAGGAAAUGUUUGAGUUCUUACAGUCUCCCGAAAAAGUAACUCCAGAGGCAGUUUUAAGCAAGACUCUAUCUUUACUUUUACCCGAUGAACGACGCCGCGGUCCACCUUUCCCACUACGGCCUGUACUCGAAGAUACGAAUAGUCCAGAUGCCUUUAUUAGCAUGCCAGUUUUGAAACAAAUGCGCAGGCACGAUACGUGUGCCAUACCCACAAUAAUCGGCUACAAUUCAGCUGAGGGCCUUACACUAUUAAAACAUUCUGUUAAGCAAAUCGAGAAGGUCGACCAAGACCUUGAACGUUUUGUACCUCGCAACAUCCCACUAUCUAUCGAUCAUCCGGAAAUAAGCGCACUGGCACAACAAAUUCGUAAAUUCUUUUUUGGUGGUCAGAGAAUUACAAAGGAGCAUCUACCAGGCUUAUGUAAUUUAAUAACGGAUUAUCACUUUCUAGUCGAUAUAUACUUUGCCACAAAAAUGCAUCCGAUCUAUCGGCCAGGUGCUCCACUCUACGUCUAUCGUUUCGACUACACGGGCGGACGUGAUUUUUACAAACGUUUAUUCAAUUUUGAACACCUCAGUGGCGCUUGUCAUGCAGAUGAACUACACUACCUCUUUCAAACUCCAAAUGAUGAUCUCAGCACAUUUGCAGAGGAUGACGCACAAAUCACCAAAAGACUCAGUGAAAUGUGGGCCAACUUUGCUCGUUAUGGGGAACCAACUCCACAAAACAGUAACAUUGCAAACGAACUCGGUUUUAUGUGGACCUCUGUAAAGAAAUCAACAGGACAAAAAGAGUGCAAAAAUUUAGAUUAUUUCAUCAUUGAUCGAAAAUGUAGCAUGCGCCAGGAGCCUGAUAGGGAUCGCAUGGAAUUCUGGGAGGAAAUAUAUCGGAAAUUUCCUCCAUUAGACUAUUCGUUAUUGAAUGCGAAACGCUAACUGUUGACAGUUACAUACAAGUGUUUUAAAAGUUCAUACUAAAUAACUGUGGUCAUAAGCAAUAACCGCCUAAGUCGACUUAACCCUAAUCUCCUAAAUUUAAAAAUUUACACAGAUCCUAAAGUGAGACUCUGAGGCUCAUAUGUGGAAAACGGUUGAAACGCAUAAUUUUAGUCUUUGCUUCUUACUUUUAUUGAUGCAGUAACGAAUCCAAAAGCAUUUUUUCUUGUUAAGAAAGUUUUGAAGUGAAUACAUAGCAUUAAAAAAUAUAAUUUUAGUUCAUAAAGCAGUUGAGAAAUAAUUAUGAAUUACAUUUUUCACAAAUUUUUGUAGUUGUAGAAUGUUCAUUACAAACAUUUUGAUUGCAUUUGUUACAAAUUUGUUUUUGCAGUUUAGAUUUUUUUGCUGGACAAAGAUGACAGCGUUUUCGUUUUAAGGUACCAGAAGAACAUGGUUGCGAAUCAACAA
This is a messenger RNA of Rhagoletis zephyria (snowberry fruit fly), 2452 nucleotides long. RefSeq names its product esterase E4-like. The record is from RefSeq and is a predicted model, not a curated record. Lineage: Eukaryota; Metazoa; Arthropoda; Insecta; Diptera; Tephritidae.